GAGGUUGAUGUCACUGGCAGAGGGAGUCUUCAGGACAGGACGCUCAGGCAGGAGCAACCCGGAGCCUCCGCGAGGAAAAGUGUGCCAUGGUGCAGCGGGAUCACUGCGGGCAGUAACGACUGUAACUGUCGUUACAGCCCCCGGGGUUCGAGGGUAUUUCCAAGCUGAGAGGUUGAGGUGGCUCCAUAACCGCAUUUCUUUUCAGCUCACUUCUAAAAGGAAUACAAAAAUGUCGUCUCCAAGUCCGGGCAAGAGGAGAAUGGAUACCGACGUGGUGAAACUCAUCGAGAGCAAACACGAGGUCACCAUCCUCAGCGGACUCAAUGAGUUCGUGGUCAAGUUCCACGGCCCACCUGGAACGCCAUAUGAAGGAGGCGUGUGGAAGGUCCGAGUCGACCUCCCAGAUAAAUACCCCUUCAAAUCACCAUCAAUAGGGUUCAUGAAUAAAAUCUUUCAUCCCAACAUUGAUGAAGCGUCAGGAACCGUGUGUUUAGAUGUCAUAAACCAGACGUGGACUGCUCUCUACGACCUCACCAACAUCUUCGAGUCGUUCCUCCCUCAGCUGCUGGCCUACCCGAACCCCAUCGACCCCCUGAACGGGGACGCGGCCGCCAUGUACCUGCAUCGACCGGAGGAUUACAAACACAAGAUCAAAGAGUACAUCCAGAAAUACGCCACAGAGGAGGCUCUAAAGGAGCAGGAGGAGGGAGGAGGGGACUCCUCCUCGGAGAGCUCCAUGUCGGACUUUUCGGAGGACGAGGCUCAGGACAUGGAGUUGUAGUGAAGGCGCCGCCGCCGCCGCCUCGCAGCAGACUGUCGUUUCCUAAAGAGCAGAAACUCAGUACUAUAUUCAUAUUUAAACGAGACAAUUUUUUACAGCAACACAAGGAUUUUUAUUGCCACACCAGGAUUUGCAGUAUGAUAUUGCAGAAUAUUGAAACUGUCGAUUCGGAUUUCAUCACCACUGUCCCUCCUCCACCUCCUCGUCAUCAUGAGGCCGGAGCCGAGCGCUUCGUUCACGUCUGAGAUCUUCUGCGGCUUCCAGCCGAGUUUCUACACCGAGGAGCGCGACCGACGCGGGAGGAUGGUCACGACUCGACUCGACCUCGACACAGCUUCUGCCGGAACGCCGGCAACGUUUCCAGGUUUCAUCCUCUUCAGGCUUUCCUCCCCUCGCCGACAGACGGCGGCAGGAUGACAAUCCGUGAUUUCUGUGCGGCCUCCAGGAGUUUCCUUCGCCUCCGAGGAGCGGAAGACCUGAAGGCCGAGGAGAGCGGACUCCUGCAGACGCCACACACACACACACACACACACACACACACACACACACACAAAAACAAACGACUACACACCACCCCUGUCAAGUCACGCAAGCGUGAGAGUGUGUACAUAAGAGAGUGCACGUGAAUGUAAUCCAUUGAAAUCCUGUGUCGUUCUUGCCUCCCGAUGCUCAGUAAGAAUCAGCAGAGAAGACCACCCUCUCUCUGACACCCGUCUCCUCUUCCUCCUCUUCCUCCUCCUCCUCCUCUCCGUUUUAGGAAAGUGUUUGUCAUUCUCUGAGUAUCUCUGUAUAUUGUGGCAUGACACAGAAGUGAAGUGUGUGUAGGGCUUUGUGGAGCUGUAUCGCUGUAGACAUGAGGAGGACGCCUCUGUGAGUCAGGCUGGGGUUUGGUGGAGAUUAAUCCAGGUCCUUGUUCAAUUCUUAUCUCCGCCUAUUGCUUGUGUUGAACUAUAAUAGGUGUUUGACUUACGUAGGGAUAGUUUUUUUUUUUUUUUUCAUUUUUCUUUUUUUUUUUUUGCAGACGGUGGAUCCUCUGAUGAUGUAUGGUUUAAUACUUAAUAUGAUACUCUAGUUUGAAAAAAAAUGUACUCGUCCUGUAAAGAUGAGGACUACACAUCUUUUAUCUGCGGGAUGGCUUAUCGUUGAAGCAAAUCCUCCAAAGACAUGCUGCACCCGUCUUGUCAUGCGCGUCCGGCAGAAGCUCAGACAGACGCUCUCUGUGUUUCAGCACACUCACACUCUCUUUGUUGGUGAUGGACUGUUGUUUUUCGAUGCGAUGGGACCAAAAAAAACAAAACAAAAACUGAUGGAUCUGCAGGCGUUUUAGUUUCAAUCCCCUCCCCCUCCCAGAAAAGAGGACUGGAUUGGUUGAAGAGUUUACAUUUAAGUUGUGGAGAAACAUCACAAAACGCUCUCUCAAAGGGUCAAACUCGGUUCAAACGCGGAGUCAGGCACAAGUUUCUCCUUGGACGAGGUGUUACAGCGCCGUGACAGUGGACCAUGCUGCACUGGUUUACAUGUUUGUAACAUGCUGUCACUGCAUCGCAAAUGUGCUUUUCUACAGGGAACUACAGUUCCCAUCUUUUUCUUGUUCGGUGAGAAAUUCAUCUUAAUCAGGCCUUGAAUUCACGAUCGAUCACAUGACAGUUUUUCUUGGGUGGCAUUGUGCAGGAGGAUCUUAACUUUCAUCUAAACAUUGAUGUAGGUCAACAGAGAUAGUCUUCAUAGUUCGUUUUGACAUGGUUUUGUUUGUACAUGUCAAAUAACCAGUUGAACUGACUCUAAUUAGCCUUGGUAACCAAAUAUUUUUUUGAUUUAACUCUGAAGGGAGCACAAUGACAGUUUAUUUUUUUUGUUUGUUUGUUUUGGAAACAAAAACAGACUGCUGUCCUUUCACUUCAUCUGGAUCCAUUGUUGUUGUAUUAUGCAUUUUUUUUAUUAACAAAACAUAUAUUUGAUGCCUAUGAUUUGUUUUGAUGACCUUAUUUUUUAUCUUUUAAGCCCUAAUGUCCCGGAUGCAGAUCAAAAUAUCCCUGAUUUUUAAAAAAAGCAAAAAAUGAAUAAAUGUGCUUCCCUUGUAACAUGAAAAAACAAUAAACAACAGCAACAAAAAUGCUGCAAGCUUG
Salarias fasciatus (jewelled blenny) is the source of this 2907-nucleotide messenger RNA. Its product is annotated as ubiquitin-conjugating enzyme E2 H-like. The transcript is spliced from 7 exons. Bases 8 to 781 code for a protein of 257 amino acids. The record is from RefSeq and is a predicted model, not a curated record. Lineage: Eukaryota; Metazoa; Chordata; Actinopteri; Blenniiformes; Blenniidae.